Molecule: messenger RNA, 2010 nt
Organism: Aspergillus ibericus CBS 121593
Lineage: Eukaryota; Fungi; Ascomycota; Eurotiomycetes; Eurotiales; Aspergillaceae
Product: RNA 5'-triphosphatase domain-containing protein
Exons: 2
Coding region: 1-2010 (669 amino acids)
Biological process (GO): 7-methylguanosine mRNA capping; protein dephosphorylation
Molecular function (GO): protein tyrosine/serine/threonine phosphatase activity; mRNA guanylyltransferase activity
Source: RefSeq, a predicted model, not a curated record
AUGGUGGGUUGCGGAGUCAUUUCUUCGAUCUUGCGGCGCAAGAGCUGGGGACCGGCCUCUGGCAAAGCGCGUUUCCGCCGGGCUGCGCGCAAGGGUUAUUCCAAGCGUUCGGCCGGGACGGUCACCUCCUCGGAUGAGGACGAAUACGAUAGCACUGGGUCUUUGCGGCAUGGCACCGACGGCUCCAUCUCCGAGAAGAAGGAAGUGCCUCAACAUGGGCAGACAGAAAAUGCCCAUGAUACCGACCCAGGUCUCUUGAAGAAGCAUUCAUCAUACCUUUCUUACUCAACCUCCACUGCGACGUAUCCUUCUGUCCGAACGUUCUUCCGUCCGCAUCCGCAAAAGGACAAGCUACCCACCAAGCCCUCGGCGAUUCCGCUGCUGGUUUUCGUCCAUGGCUUGGGUGGAUCUCUUGCACAAUUCAACCACCUGCUCACCAGUCUGUCCAAUGUUGGACCCUGCUUUGGAAUCGAUCUUCCCGGAUGUGGGUUAUCGUCUUUUGCGCCGACGUCCUGGGAUGCUUACUCGGUGGACGCGCUCGCGGAGUUGCUUGCCAUCGCCAUUGAGCAGCACCGGGAUAAGGAGGCCGGUCAAGGAGUGGUGUUGAUCUCCCAUAGUCUGGGCUGUUCACUAUCCGCGUUGCUGGCAUCCUCCACCUCCUCCUUGGGCGGCAAUCUGAAAGAGCAUAUUCUUGGCCUCAUUGCCGUCUGCCCCCGUGCAGGCCCCCCGCCUCCCCACGAAGUCGCUAAAUUUCGCCGGCUUUUGCAUGUUCCCCGCCCGAUCUUUGAUCUCUGGCGCUGUUGGGAUCGGCGAGGCGGUCUGCAUAGCACCAGUGUCAACCGACUGGUCGGUGCCGCAGCCGAUCCCGAUACUCGAGGGCUUCAAGUCCGCUACAACAAGCAGAGCAAGACGGAUGUAUGGAGGCGGAUGGCGUGGGGCACGCUGCCGUCCUACGAUCGCAAUGGCAAGGCUAUCGGGGGGAUCCCUGGCGAGGAGGUCUGGGCGGGAGUCUACAUCCCUGUCCUGCUGGUGGCCGGCGAAGCGGACGCGGUGGCAAAGCCUGCGGAACUGAAGAAGAUCCUGCAGUUCUUUGGCCGAGCUGGACGUAGCGUGGAUGAUGGCGCGGAUACAGUAUCUACUAUUCCUGAUGCGAGCAAAGUCCACGACAAAGCGCCGGGCUCUUAUAACCGUCGGGCACAUGAAGAAGCAUUUGGUGUUGAGCCACAGGUCGAGGAGCAGGAGGUAGCGGAGGAGUCUGAUCAGUCGGGGCCUCGGCGGUCUGUCAAGUCUGUUAUCUUGCCUGCUCCGGCGUCCCAUGCGCUCAUCUACGAUCGCGCGACGUAUCGCACUCUGGCCGGGAUUAUCCAAGAUUUCCUCCACCAACACGUUGAUAACCGCCUGAGCAUGGGCUGGCAAUUGCAGUACCUGAACACGUCAGGCAAGUGGGACGUCAAAAACCUGGCGAAGUGGAAGAAGGUCGCCCCGGUGUCGGAGAGAAUUGCCGACACCUUUGCGGCGCUCAAGAUGCUCCGGGAGGUGGACGAAGAACACAACCCCGUUCUGUUCUCGCAGAAAUACCGCGACCAGAUCUACGCCGUGAUUGAUAUCAGCUAUGAGAAUCCGGUGUAUAACCCGGCAUCGAUGGAAAAGGGUGGUAUCCAUUACCACAAACAUCCGACGGUGUCGAAGAUUCCCCCGACGCCGGAUGAGGUCCGAGACUUUAUCGCGCUCGUAGACCGACUACACAAUGAGAUUACAGAGAAGAUGGAGAAGUCGGACAACCCGGAGGGUCCGCGCCCGGUGGUUGGCGUCCAUUGCCAUUACGGGUUCAACCGGACUGGAUUUCUGAUCGUGUCGUACUUGAUCGAACGGCGGGGCUUCACUGUAUCCGAAGCGAUUGAAGAGUUUGAGCGGCGACGUCCGCCGGGCAUUCGCCACGAACACUUUAUUGAUACCCUGUUUGUGCGACACUGCGUUGGGCUGAAGAGGGCGCCUACGCUAGGAGAUUGA